AUGGCCCUAGGACUACAAUCUAUGCCCGAGGAGAGCCAGAACAUUCACCAAACCGCCAACGGAGAAACAUGGCUGAGCUAUUGCAUGAGAAAUGCACAAUCUACCUUGCCCGAACUCAUGUCCCGGGAUGAAGACCUCGUUGGCCUCCAAGUAAUCGUAUCCCUGGCACUCCUAUUCCAGGGCUCUGUUGAUUUCAGACCAUCGAGCGUUCUUCUUGGAAUGGCGAUCAGGCUCACGCACAGGAUGCAAUUGCACCAAAAAGACCCAGGUCGGCAUUAUUCUGACGGAGAGGCCCAACAAAGAUCCAACGUGUUCUGGAUCACAUAUCUUCUGGACAAGGACAUAAGCCUCCGGAUGAAGACUCCCUCUCUCUUAUCAGAUGAUGACAUCAACCUCCCGCUUCCCGACCGUGAUUCAACAACAAACGGGGGCUUCAUUCAUUCCCUGCAUGGGGAUGCUUCCCUCAACAUGCUCUAUCAACGUGCUAGACUAGGUCAGAUUGAGAGUAAAAUCAACGCUCUUAUCUGCUCAAAUCACUACCUAGAGUUUGAGACCAACACGAGGCGGGAGCGCGUGGCAAAUUUGAACGCGAUGCUGGAGGAGUGGUACUCUGAGAUCCCAGCUACCUUCAAGCCUGCUAAUGCUCCCAGCUCUCUCAAGCCCGUAAAUUUGGCCCAGGUCAUGUAUCUCCACCAGGUGUACUUGUUUUGCCAGAUCUGUAUACACGGAAUAUGGAGCGCCAAGUCUGAGUGGAUGUGCAAGAUUGGGUCAUUCAGUAAGGCAGCAAUUGAGGAUAUCAUGGUGACGAUCCAAGGCCCGAGAGUCACCACCUGUCUACAGUUGCAGGAGCCUCCCUCAAUAGCGGGAUGGAAUGAUUGUGUCUCUGUCACUCGGGAGGCCAUACAAUUAUUUCUGCAAGCACCCCUCGCAAGUUCCUCAGCAUGGCUAUGCACUUGUGCCCAAUAUUCAGGCAUGAUCAUCCUUCUAGCCGAUAUAAUUAUUCAUCCGUCCACAACAACCAUGUCCCAGGAUUUACGACUAGUCAAGGCUUCGAAGCAGAAAUAUGAUCAGUUUCUCGGUGGUGCUCCAUCUCACCUACACGAAUCCUUGAAUCUGAUAAUAGACGACCUCCUCAAACGUGCAGGUAGCUAUUGCAAUGAUGAUAACGUUGACCAUCCCAGCGGUAGAGAUUCGGGCAAUGCACUCUCGUUGGGGAUGGACUCAUCAGAAAUGCUGCUCAGUAACAGUCUACCAGAACUCAGUUACGAGGACAUCCAGGCCAUGAAUUUUGGCUUUCCCGAUUUCAUGUCUCCUCGAAUAAAUGAGGAAAAUAUGUUUUUGGGGCUUGACGGAUAG
This is a messenger RNA of Clonostachys byssicola, 1356 nucleotides long. The record is from the annotation of a GenBank genome assembly. Lineage: Eukaryota; Fungi; Ascomycota; Sordariomycetes; Hypocreales; Bionectriaceae.